Messenger RNA from Pungitius pungitius (ninespine stickleback), 1306 nucleotides. RefSeq names its product CD247 molecule (gene cd247). Bases 90 to 497 code for a protein of 135 amino acids. Gene Ontology annotation, biological process: cell surface receptor signaling pathway. Lineage: Eukaryota; Metazoa; Chordata; Actinopteri; Perciformes; Gasterosteidae. The record is from RefSeq and is a predicted model, not a curated record. Gene Ontology annotation, cellular component: membrane. The transcript is spliced from 8 exons. Gene Ontology annotation, molecular function: transmembrane signaling receptor activity.
CACGUCUCUCAGAGACUCGUUGUGUUCAGUCGGCUCCGUGCGCAGCGAGAAGAACAAGAACAAGAAGAAGAAGAAGAACCCGGGUCGUGAUGGAGCUCCAGAUCCCCGUCCCUGGGCUUCUGGUUCUGGUGUCGAUGCUUCCUCCAGCAGAGGCCAUGAUAUAUAGCCCCCAGCUGUGUUACAUCCUAGACGGCUUCCUCGGUCUCUACGGACUCAUCAUCACCGCCAUGUUCAUCAAUGAGAAGUUCUUUAAAGCCAAAGGGAAGAGAGACGAGGAGACCUACAGCAAUCCACAGGGUCCGCUGGUGACCAAGAGGAACCGAGUGAUGGACAACAACGCCACGUACACCGGUCUGACUCCUCGUCGAGAAGAAUCAUACAAAGAACUUCCUGUCAAAAAGGAACGGCAGAGGAGGACCGAUCAGGUUUACCAGGACCUGAGCUCGGCCACCAGAGACACCUACGACUCUCUGCAGAUGCAGCCUCUUCCUCGCUAAGCACCACUUCCGGUUGGCCUCCUACACACCGACGACUGAGAAUCCAUCUUUUAAUUAGUAUUACGUUUAUUUCAUUAAAUCGUGAUGUUGUCGAGGUAGGGAUGAUAAAAAAAAACUUUUUCAUCCAGUUUAUUUCCAAAGUAAAAUGUAAUCGAGUUCAGUUUUUGCUUUCCACAAUUUAGACAAUUACAAAAUAUCUGUAGUGAGUUUUUGUGGUUUUAUUUUGCUGUUUGUUACUUUUGACGCAUUUACACUUAAAUACCUUGACUAGUUAGUCUCAUUAAUCGAUCAUUUGUUUCAUUGUUUCGAUAUUUUCCUGAGAAUUUGUGUUUUUAUGAAUAUCUUGCUUCCGUGGUAAUGUUCCUGUUGAAGCUAAGGGGAGUUUAGCUCUGUCUCAAAGGCAUAGUUAGAAAUGUCUUAAUAAAUCUCUAUUAAAGCAGACAUGCUGCACUGGUGUUUAUUUAUAGAGAUUCAGACAUGAAAUGAAGUCAUUUAGUCCUUUGGUUUAAUUUUGAAAGGGAAAGCGGAAGUCGAACGUUAGCUUCAUAGCAGCUAACUUGCGGCUCGUCCGAAACAGCUGGUUAGCAUAGCUUGGAGGCUAGCAGCUGCCCCGCAGGGUGUAACGAUGGCAGCGGAACCGAAGCAUUAGCACUGAUGCUAAAGCGAACAAAGCCCGGGAUUCUUCUAAAGCGCAAUUACUCAUUUAAGAGCCGCGCUAACUGCUAGCCCGCUUGCUAACGGCUAACUAGCCCGGUUAGCCCCGGACAGCAGCAGCUGCUCGUCGCUCCUCGCGUCGAACCCGCUGAAGC